Cololabis saira (Pacific saury) is the source of this 3868-nucleotide messenger RNA. It is a transcript of the gene skida1, whose product is annotated as SKI/DACH domain containing 1. The transcript has a single exon. The coding region runs from base 501 to 2957 and encodes 818 amino acids. NCBI's taxonomy places the organism in Eukaryota, Metazoa, Chordata, Actinopteri, Beloniformes, Belonidae. The record is from RefSeq and is a predicted model, not a curated record.
UGCAUUUUUAGCUCUUAUCCAGUUUCUCUCCGUGUCUUGAUUCUGUAUCUCUCCCUCUCUUUCUCCCUCCUCCUCCGCCUCCCCACCCUCUCUCUCUCUCCCUCUCCCUCUCCCUCUCUCCCUCCCAUUCUCUCUAUUUUAUUUCUGUGGUGGAGGCAGUGGUGCACACCUACCCCUCGUCCUACCGUCGACCAGAGGGGAGUGGAGUCGGUAGGGGGCAGGUAGCAGCAGCCCCGGCGUUGCUGGACGCGUCCGUCGCAUUCCUCCACCAUGCCGGACCGGGGCAAGAGGCGAGGAGUGGAUGCUGCCGGCUCAUUAUCACGCAGAGGCCGCUCCAUUUAACUCUGCAUGUCAAAGUUUGCAUUUUCAUGACGCAGCAGCAGCAGCAGAGUGGAUGGAUUAAAUGUAUGAGCAGGAUGCCUUGAUCACACGACCCAGUGCCAUUUACUGGUAAAUCUAUACCGAGAGUGACUACAUGGAUUAAUAUUUGGGGGAAAAACAUGGGAGACCUGGAGUGUGGCUUUGAAGAGAUGCAAGGAGUGAGAUUGGGAUUCCUGCUCAUCAAAGGCAAGCAAAUGUUUGCUUUGUCUCAGGUCUUCACCGACCUGCUGAAGAACAUCCCCAGGACUACAGUGCACAAGCGCAUGGAUUACCUGAAGGUGAAAAAGCACCAGUGCGACCUGGACGAGCUGCGGAAGCUCAAAGCAAUCAACUCUAUAGCUUUCCACGCCGCUAAAUGCACUCUGAUAUCGCGGGAGGACGUGGAGGCUCUGUAUUUCUCCUGCAAGACGGAGCGGGUCCUGAAGUCCAGCAAAAGGAAAGCGAAAGCGGCGCGUCCCCCCGGGGGCGAGGACGCGUCCCCGGGGCUCUGCGGCGCCGAACCGCAACUGUGGAGGGAAAAAGUUUGGUUUAGUUUGCACGGCGUCCCGGAGUCUCUGACUGUGCAGCACAACAAACCCGGCAGGAAGAGAGACCUGACUCCUGCAUCAUGCCUCCCCGACUCAAACAAACUACCUCAAUUUUACCACAAAGCGCACGCACGGGAUUUCCGCCUGGCCACCAAGUCCAGUCACAAACACUUUAAAAACUAUGAAACAGACAAGUUGACGGGGAACCGCGUCGCUUUGAGCCAAAGGCACUCGUUUUUCCGGAGCCGGCACCAGCCGGUGGUGCUGCAUCAGUCGGCCAUCGCGGCUCCGUCCCGGCUGCGCUCCGGAGAGCUGCUGCACAGGCGGAGGAGGAGGAGCAGACACCCGGCCCUGCUGCUCUUCCAGCCCAAGUCCCCUUCCUUCGGGGCGUUCCACGUCAGUCCGGACCUGUACCUGGACCCCCGGCCGCAGCAGCACCACCACCACCACCACCAUCACCACCAUCACCACCACCACCAGCCCGGCCUGCCCGAGAGCUGCAGCAGCGACACCGAGUCAUGCAGCUCCUACUCCGACCGCGCAUACCCGGACUCCGACUUCGGCUCCGGCUUCUCCACCAGCAGCAACUCGGCCAGCUCCGAGGACGAGGAGGAGGAGGAGGAGGAGGAGGAGGAAGAGGAGGAUGAAGAUGACAGCGAGAGUUCAGAGGUCAGCUCGGAGGAGGAGGAGGAGGAAGAGGAGGAAAGCUCCUCUCAGUCCGACUCCAGCUCGGUGUCGAGCCGGGUUUCGGUCCAGAGCAUCAGGUUCAGACGCCUCUCCUCCGGUAAAGCCCCCCUGGUCCUGCAGCCCACCUUUCACUACAACCACCAGCAGCAGCAGCAGCAGCAGCAGCAGCAGCAGCAGCAGGGCAAACACAACAGGACAGCCAGUCAUGUUUCUGACUCACAAACAGGGGACAAUAGACCGGACCAACGUCAGAAAUGUGACUACUUAUGCAGUGAUAUUAGCGGGGACUUAGGAUGCUUGCAGCCACCAAAAUUAAACCCCACCAACGUGGGGGAGAGCUUUUUCCCGGAGCCAACAAAGGAGCAGUUCUGUGAGCGUGAUCCCAGCAGGGUUGACCCCGAGGAGCCGGUCCCUUGUGCGGGACAGGACCGGCGCAAGGCCGCGCACUCCCGCAGGAACCCGCAGCCCACCAAGUGCCUAUCCGGACUCCUGAGCGCGCAGUGCGAGCCAAGCAAACUCCCAAAGUGUGUUGACAAAAGGGAGGCGAAGUCUGCCAACCUAAAACUGCCCACUCCAACGAAGAAAAUAAAGACCGAGUCGGAUGAGCCCCCUGUGACCGCAGCAGCCCCCCACUUGGAGAGUGCCAGGACGGCCGGGACGCCACCUUUCAACCUCCACAAUGUGAAAGUUAAACUGGAGGAAAGCUGUGAUGAAUAUGAAUACCAGAGCCAGGGAUCUGUAGUCAAAUGUAAAAGAGAUAAGACGGAGAGCGGUAAUGGCCAGUAUCCCAGCGGAGCCAUCAAACAGCUAGGAGAGUUUCUCAAAAGUGGGAUUAAAGUCGCAGAGAAAAGCCUUGAUGUGGCCCCCGGGUCCCCCUGCGGUCCCCAGGAAUGCAGGAGCAGCCGGGACACCCCGUGCGUGGACGAGGGGGAGCACGGGAACAAAAACUGCAGGGCUACGUUGCAGGGAAAUAAUAAGAAAAGCAGGGUUUCCAGGACGCACGCUAAACAAAGCGCGCCCAGGCUCAACAAAGCUGCCUCAUCUUCUUCAUCUUCUUCUUCUCCUCGUCCCGCCGGCUGCGAGGAGUCAUCCACGGAGGAUUUACCGAGCAGACGCAAACGCAGCGGCGCCGGCACCGUAGCAUCCCCUUCCCCGGCAAAAACGCCUUUCAGCCUCAUGGCAAAUUUCCCAUCCCCGCCGUCGCUGGUCGUUGGCAGCGACGGGGAUUUGUGUCCUGCUUACUCCCUGAACUCACUGAGGGGCCCCGGGCCUCCCCCUCCGACCCACCCCGUGUGGAGGUGGCAGCCUGGCGGCCACAUUCUCCCUCCCCCAUUGCACGCUCAGAGAACUAGGAAAUACUGAGUUUGUUAUAAGGAAGAAAACAAGCCCCCACCGUGACCACCUCUCCAACACAACCGUUGUCUUAACGCGAGCGCACACUGCUCGCAAUAACGCCUGCAAAGCGCGCAUUUCCCUUUUCUCCACUUAAUUUUUUUCUUUUCCUUUUAAAUCUCUUAAAGGAUUUACAUUCCGCUUUUGUUUUGAAGUUUGAUCGAGGAAAAGCCACAAGAUCCAACCUGGAGCCUCCGAGAAUGCCUGCAGGACUGUGAGACACAGAUCGUGGAUUUACGCUUACAAAAAAAACUCCUGUUUUGAAAUAAGCUAUCAAUCCUAAGCAAUAUAUGUUGCUCCCCAGUAUCGAGCCUGCUUGACUGUUUUUUGAAUUCGUUAGUUUCUUAUUGUUUUUUUUUUUCUAUACUACGCUCGACCUGUUGGAUUGUACUAUGCCAGGGAUUCAAUGGUUUGUGCUUUGUCUGAAAGAGGAAAAGGGUUAAAAUCACAACAUUCUUUACAACGAGGCUGAUUUAAUAUGUCAGGGAUUGUCUGAUUCUUUAAAAAUCAGGACGAUAAUAACAAGCAGGGUUCCCCAUUUUGUGCCACCUGGAUUAUUUAAUGCAUCAGCCUUUUUUCAUGACUAUUUGGUCAAAAGUGCUAAAAUGUGCCGUUUCAGAGAAUUAUUAAAAAACGAUUUGUUACAUUUCUGCAUACAACUUCACAGCUGGGUUCUGCAGGAUUUUUUUAUCCUCGCGAUCGUGGGUUUCUUGGGGUGCUUGUGAUCUGUUUUUCAGUCUUGUUGUUAUCUCUCCGGAGUAUUUCCUGGUUUGCAAAUGUGUAUUAAUACUACAGAGACGGAACACGGGCCUCAUGUACCGACAAUCAAAAAGAGAGGAUGGCUCGCACUGUGCCCCAAAGUCUCAUGAUGAUAGUUUUGU